Molecule: messenger RNA, 897 nt
Organism: Metarhizium album ARSEF 1941
Lineage: Eukaryota; Fungi; Ascomycota; Sordariomycetes; Hypocreales; Clavicipitaceae
Product: mitochondrial 2-oxodicarboxylate carrier 2
Exons: 7
Coding region: 1-897 (298 amino acids)
Biological process (GO): transmembrane transport
Source: RefSeq, a predicted model, not a curated record
AUGUCACAGGAGAAACCUCUUCCCUUCAUUUACCAGUUCGCUGCAGGUGCCAUUGCUGGCGUGUCGGAGAUUCUGGUAAUGUACCCAUUGGACGUCGUCAAGACUCGCGUUCAACUGCAAACGGGAAAGGGUACCGGUGCCGAGUCUUACAAUGGCAUGUUGGACUGCUUUCGCAAGAUCAUCAAGAAUGAAGGCUUCUCACGUCUCUAUCGAGGGAUCUCAGCUCCAAUUCUUAUGGAGGCUCCCAAGCGUGCCACAAAAUUCGCCGCCAACGAUGAAUGGGGCAAGGUGUACCGCAAGAUGUUCGGUAUGAGCCAGAUGAACCAGUCCCUCUCUGUUCUGACUGGUGCCACUGCUGGUGCUACCGAAUCAUUUGUCGUCGUCCCCUUCGAGCUUGUCAAGAUUCGUCUCCAAGACAAGGCCUCUGCUGGAAAGUACAGCGGCAUGGUUGACUGCGUUGUCAAGACUGUCAAAAACGAGGGUAUUUUGACCAUGUACCAAGGUCUUGAAAGUACCAUGUGGAGACAUAUUCUUUGGAAUGCUGGUUACUUUGGUUGCAUCUUCCAGGUCCGACAGAUGCUGCCCAAGGCAAGCACUAAACAGGGCCAGAUGACGAAUGACUUGAUCUCCGGUUCCAUUGGUGGAACUGUCGGCACGAUUCUGAACACGCCCAUGGAUGUCGUCAAGAGCCGAAUUCAGAACACCCCCAAGGUGCUUGGAAAAGUUCCCAAGUACAACUGGGCUUGGCCAUCCGUCGUUACUGUGUUCAGGGAAGAAGGUGCUGGUGCCUUGUACAAGGGUUUCCUGCCCAAGGUUCUUCGCCUCGGACCUGGGGGUGGUAUUCUCCUCGUGGUUUUCACCACCGUCAUGGAUACUUUCCGCAAGUGGCAGUCAUAA